AGUACACUGGCGCGGAUCCUCAAGGAGUGCCGCGUACUUACGUUUACUGAUUUGCGGCAGGGACACUGCAUGCAAUGUGUGCAGCGGUAUUUAUUUUAUAUGAGUAUUACGGACGAAAUUAUCAUUUUCUGUUUUGUGAUUAUCACACAGGAAUGCAGCAUACAGAAGUAGGAGAAACAUAGCUAGCUGUUUGGCUCUUGUCGGCGCAUACUCUACAGUGCAAAGCGGAGAGGGCGAGGAACUGGGGAGGGUGCGAGAAGGGGGGCGAGAGAAAGGGAAAGCACAACGCGCAGCGAAGCAAAGAGCUGCAAGCCGAACAGAGCAGCAUGGCGGGGCUGAGGGACUUCCAGCAAGGCGGCAACUGCCAUAGGAAAACGUGGAUAAAUGUUCUACUCGGGGUCCUGCAGCUGGUUUUGCCCUACGUUCAGCAAGGAGGGGCGCAACUACAAGCUCUCACUCAGAUGUCCGGCGUGGUCGAGGUCUGGCAGGCUGAAGACGCAGACUUCUUAGUGCCCACUCAGGCUGAGGAAGAGGGUGGCAAAGAGAGUCUUCCCCAAGAAGAGAGCUCCUCAUUCUAUGCGCAGGACAGUGGGAGAUCCCUGCGCUUCCAGCCUCUGGUCCUGGAGUUUGGAACACAGCUGCUGGGUCUGCCACGGGCUGAAACUGUAUACAUUCACAACCCCAGCCAGGAAGUGGCAGUAACUAUGCUGUCACUGUAUACGUCCAGUAGACAUUUACACAUCCCUCCUUUCCACAGAAGGGUGAUUCCACCCCGGGGGAAAACAUCAUUUAAAGUCAUCUUUCUUCCUACGGAAGAAGGAAAUAUAGAAAACUCAUUAUUUAUAAACACUUCAUCACAUGGCCUUCUGUCUUACCAGGUGUUUGGAGUGGGCAUUCACUCUGGCCCCCUGGUUACUGCUCAGAUUAAGAACAGUGUAGUAAUAUCCCCACACAUCCACAGUAUUAAACUGACACAAACUCAGGAGGGCGCCUCCAAUAUCACCAUCCUGGGCUUGCUGCUGGAGUGCCAUCUACCCGAAAGCACCUACAGACACCAUCAUCCUCAGGGGUCUUGCUUUCUGACCGAGGAGAAGCUCAGUGUGCAGAUCAGCCUAUCAGAGAGAGGGGAAAAGCGCGCAGAUCUGGAGAAGCUCAAGCCUUACGUGAUUGAGAAUAUUGUGGUGCUGUUUGUGCUCUCGUCACGAAGGAGUGAUUUACGGGAGCCAAGGAUAACUAUAUAUAUGUUGAAUUCAGGAGAUAAAAAAUUAUAUGUGAAGGAAAUGCAACUUUUAUCAGAGGCAGAAGGUGCUGUAGAAUUCAAACAAGUUCUACUGAAAGCUUCUGCAACAAAUUUCACACAGGUGGCUACCUUACUUUGCAAAGGGUCCUCACCUACUCAUCGGACGAAGUGCUCCUCUCAAAUCAGUUUGCACGUGCUGGGGAACUCCACGUUGAAGUCCUACCCUGCCUUAGACAUCAUGCAUGGGUUUAGGUACGAUGCUUCCGCCCUGUGUCAUGUGAAACAGAGCCAGAAUGGACACCACUACGUGGACCUCUGGUUAACCAAUAGCUUCGACUUCAGCUUCUCUGUGAAUGAGGUCACGCUCCAUCGGGACGUGGAAGGCGUGCUGAAGGUGACGAACUUCAGCAGGCCUGUGACGGUGCCCUGGGGCUGCUGGAAGGUGCUGUCGCUGCGGCUCAACCACAGAAAGCUGCCUGUGAAUGUCGUGACGACCGUGGUCCUGGUCACCAGCAUCGGCCUUUCUCUGGAGAUCCCUCUGCGCAUUCAGUCCGUCUCAAAGCAGGGGGACGUUGUGUUGGAGGCCAGUGCAGAGUGUAGAAAACCGUGCCCUCUCAGACUGCCUGAUGCAGGACACGUGCAGUGGUUGCAGACUCUACUGGACAACACUUUCUCCUGGAAAGUGGACAGCGGUCUAGCCACAGAGCUCUGCACUCGCUGGAAGAACAGCAAGGACCAGCUCACGUGCAGCUGGCCACGCCUCCCUGUAGAAACCAGCUCCCCAGUCGACUUUGGUGCCACUCCAGUCAAUGAGCGCAAGGUGAAGUACUUCAUGUUGAAGAACCCCACUGCCUCCCCCCUGUCUGUGGAAGUGCGGACACUCUCCUCUUACCCUGCCCCUCUGGAGGCCCUUGACCUGCUCACCAAAUGGUUCAAUAUUAGCCCGCUCUCCAUCAAUGUCUCUACAGCUGAGUUUGCUUUGCUGCAGCCAGAUGGGCAGGAGAGUGGGGACGGAACCGCACGCCUGGUGCUCCAGCCCCGGGAGACUGUGGAGAUGGGGGUGGCGUUCACGCCUGCGGAGCACAAGCCAGUCACCUCCGUCGUUCUCAUCAGGAACAACCUGACGGUGUUUGACAUGGUGCUGGUGAGGGGGCACGGAGCCAGGGAGCUGCUGCGGGUGGGGGGAAAGCUGCCGGGAGCUGGGGCCUCUCUGCGCUUCAACGUACCCCAGUCCACCCUCAUGGAGUGCAGAGAUGGGCUCCGAACCAACAAGCCGCUGUUCGCCAUCCGCAAAAGCUUUAAAGUGGAGAACGCGGGAGAGCUGCCCCUCACCGUGAUGUCCAUGAACAUCAAUGGCUACCAGUGCCAAGGGUUUGGGUUCGAGGUGCUACAGUGCAGGCCUUUCCAUCUGGACCACAACUCCUCCACGGAAAUCAACAUCGCGUUCACCCCAGACUUCACGUCCUCCUGGGUGAUCCGGGACUUGACGUUAGUGACGGAGCGCGGGUCCUCCUUCCCCUUCACCCUCAACGUGACCCUGCCCCACCACAUGCUGCCCCUCUGCGCCCAGGUGGUGCCCGGCCCAAGCUGGGAGGAGACCUUCUGGGUGGUCACCCUGAUCUUCACCUGUUGCUCAUUAGGUGGUGUGUGCCUGAUGGCCUUUCAUCAAGCCCAGUACAUUCUGACAGAGUUCUCGCAACCGGGCCCAAGGACCAAUCACAGCUCUGCAUUGUCUCGCGAUAACAGUCCUGUGAACCCUGUCAGCCCCAGCACCAUGAGUAAAAUGAAAGGCAGUUGCAAGGCGUUUGUGGACUCGUGCAACUCCUCGGACAAAGGCAAAGGAAAAGGGUCUCCGGCGGUGGCCGGCGUUCCCACCCGGGGCCAGUCCUCAUCAAAGAAGAGCUCUGGUGGCUCCGCCCAGCCCCAGAAGAAGCACAAGGUGUCGGUUUACUAUGCUAAAUACAAGGUCAGCUCCACAGCCUCUGCCGUGGCAGCAGAGGGGGAAAGAGAUGACCCCGGUUCAGAACUGGCCGUUGAGCUCGACCCCGACACCUGCAACAACAACAACAACAGCCACCGCCUGGCCGAGCAGACGACACCGGCCGACAAGAAGCCGCACUUUACAGAAGCCCCCCACAGCACUGAAGAGGACGCUGAGCUGGUGCCAGUUAUGUUUCCCAUGGAAACACAGAGUAGCUUCCCAGGUGACGUUGCUGUGGCCACAGACUGCAGGCCAGGCCUGUUGGUGUGCAGUCCGGCCGAGAAUGCGCACUCACACGCCAACAGCAAGAGCCUGGAGAACAGGGAGGCCACCUCAGAGACAGAGCCAAGAGGAAACUGUGAUAUGCAAAGGAGACUGUCAGACAUAGCAGAUCAGGAUGUCUCGGCCAGCACCCACAAGGGAAGGAAGUCUGCAAGCAAGAGCCACAGAAAGACUGGAGAGGGCGUGGCUAGAGUCCCUGAGCGCAGUGUAGCCAUGGUAUUGGAGAGGAACAGGGACCAGGAAUGGAGGGAGAGCAGGAACACCAACAGAACCCGGAACCGCUGCUGCAGUGGAAAACCAGACGCGCCCAAAUUGGGACCGAACACAGACAGCCCCCUGAAACAGCUGCAGAAUGGCGUGUGCCCGGCCAGGCCCCGGCGGAAGGGUGUGGAUCGGAGGCCGCAGUGGGAGUCGGGUUCGGAUUCGGGCAGCUCCUCGGGCAGCGUUCGGGCCAGCCGGGGCAGCUGGGGCAGCUGGAGCAGUGCCAGUAGCCUGGAAGGGGAGAGAGACCACAGCACCGGCGUCAGGCACCACUGCACCACACCGGCCAGGACGAGAGACAACAUUCAGUGCAGUGUGUAUCCAGCUGAUAAAGACUGUUACCAGACACUGAACUCCAGUUACAAGGCCCAGAGUAUCCACAGCCUGUACAGGAAGGAGCCUUGCCAAACCCCAGAUCCUGCUCCCCUGUCUGCCUUCACCCCCAGCUUUUCAGCUAUCACUGGAGGCUUAGAGCGGAACAUGGACAUUACCUGCCCUUACCUGACAGAAGAGGCAUGGUCAGCUCCCUCUAUCCCUCUGACCAAUGAGUUUAGGUACAACACCACGGAGCCCCUCCCAUUUGCACCUCAUGGGUCCUCAGGCUCCUACAAUGGCUUUCCCUGGAGCAAUGCCAAUAGCCACUGUACCAGUUCGUAUUCAUACUGUGACCAGAAUAGCUAUGUGCCAGGAGGGAAUGAUAAUUUCCAAAAUAAUUUCUCGUGCCAAGAGAGCCAAAAUGUGGCAUACACGCCCCAGGCCGGCUGGGGCGAGGAUGGUGCUCACGACAUGCCCUCUGCCUGGAACAGCACCAGCUGUGUGGGAAAUAAGGGCUUCUUCUCCGGCACGAGGAGCCUCUCCCCCAUGUCAGGCCUGUUCGGUUCCAUUUGGACCCCACAGAGCGAGCCGUACCAGAACCACUUCCAGCUGGAACGCUCGGUUCCCCCAUCACCGCAGUCUCCCUUCCGCACCGAUUCCACAGGGACCUGCAGGCCCGGCCAGUUCUCCAGCUUCAACCCCUUUGGUCCGCACAUGAACCUCGACAUAUGGAACUCCUCCUCCUCAAACCGGAGCUCCAACUCCCAGCUCUCCAAUGACUCUGGUUAUUGCGGCGAUGUCUGAACAAGAAUGUGCUUUUAUCAAUAAUGGAAAAAAAAUGUGAAUGUGUUUUUUUUUUUUCUUCUCCCCCCCCCA
Messenger RNA from Megalops cyprinoides (Indo-Pacific tarpon), 4955 nucleotides. RefSeq names its product transmembrane 131 like (gene tmem131l). Lineage: Eukaryota; Metazoa; Chordata; Actinopteri; Elopiformes; Megalopidae. Bases 327 to 4883 code for a protein of 1518 amino acids. Gene Ontology annotation, cellular component: membrane. The transcript is spliced from 34 exons. The record is from RefSeq and is a predicted model, not a curated record.